GCAAUAGAUACACAUCGGCCCGUCCGGCAAGCUGGCGGUGACGUGAGCGGGGCAGACUCGGCGUUUGUUCACAGUGUCGACCGAGCAGAUCGGCCUUCGUAACUUUGCUCUUCCUCUCUAUACAGACAUCAAAACAUACAAUGGCACCUCCGGCAAUCAUCGCACCUUCAAUCCUCUCGGCCGACUUUGGCGCCCUAGGCAAGGCAUGCUCAGACACCAUCGGCCACGGCGCUGACUGGCUCCACGUCGAUAUUAUGGAUGGCCACUUUGUACCCAACAUGACCUUUGGCGCUCCCGUCGUCACCAUGAUCCGUCCUCACGUCGACAGGCCUAGCGAGAAGCUCGGCAAGGGAACCUUUGAUUGCCACAUGAUGAUCGCCGAGCCAAAGAAGUGGGUCAAGGAGUUCAAGAACGCAGGUUGUGACCUGUACUGUUUCCACUACGAAGCCGCCAUCAACUCGACCGCCGCCGAAGAACCCUCGGCCAAGUCCGACAAGAAGACCAGCCCCAAGGAGCUCAUCAAGUAUAUCCACGACCAAGGUCUCAGAGCCGGUAUCGCUCUCAAGCCCGGUACUCCCGUCGAUGUUCUGUACGCGAUCCUGGAUAGCAAGACUCAGGAUGAGGUUCCCGAUAUGGUUCUCAUCAUGACCGUCGAGCCUGGUUUCGGUGGUCAAAAAUUCAUGCCCGAUAUGAUGCCCAAGGUCGAGGCUCUGCGCAAGCGUUAUCCCGAACUCAACAUCGAGGUCGACGGCGGUCUGUCCGAGAAGACCAUCGAUGUCGCUGCCGAUGCUGGCGCAAAUGUCAUCGUUGCGGGAUCUGCUGUCUUCGGCGCAAAAGACCCUUCAGAGGUCAUCGCCAAGCUCAGAGAAGCUGUUGAGAAGAGAAGAUGACUGGCCGCUAAGAUUUGAGAAAAUAUGAAGCCUUGCUUGGAAGCGACAAUAGACUUGUUGGUACACGAAAUAUACGACAUUAAUCCACUCAAACGAAAGACGUGAGCCGAGAACGGGGCCUUUUUGAUAC
Messenger RNA from Aureobasidium pullulans EXF-150, 1020 nucleotides. RefSeq names its product ribulose-phosphate 3-epimerase. Bases 141 to 890 code for a protein of 249 amino acids. Gene Ontology annotation, biological process: pentose-phosphate shunt; carbohydrate metabolic process; pentose-phosphate shunt, non-oxidative branch. Gene Ontology annotation, molecular function: D-ribulose-phosphate 3-epimerase activity; metal ion binding. The record is from RefSeq and is a predicted model, not a curated record. NCBI's taxonomy places the organism in Eukaryota, Fungi, Ascomycota, Dothideomycetes, Dothideales, Saccotheciaceae. Gene Ontology annotation, cellular component: cytosol. The transcript is spliced from 3 exons.